GCGUCCUGGGCGGUAUCGGCGUAGGAGGUUGUCAGCUGAGGCAGCACUCAUGGCUGGUUUCAUGUGGCGUGCUGCAGCAUUUGUGCAAAGACACAGGAAAAGCCUCUUGGUAGGUUCCUGCACAGGCCUAUUUGGGGUUCAGAUUUCAUACUACCUCUUCCCAGACCCUGUGAUCCAAUGGCUGUACCAGUACUGGCCUUACGGCCAGCCAGCACCACUCUCUCCAAAGCUGCAACACCUCUUCCAGGAGGUGCUACAGGACAUAGGUGUGCCCUUGAGCCAUCGCUACAAGCCCUUCACCACCUUCACCUUCCAGCCUGUAGUUGCAGGCUUCCCAAGACUUCCUGCUGGGGCUGUGGUAGGCAUCCCUGCCAGCUUCCUAGGGGGCGUAGUGACCAACACUGACCAUCUUGUAGUUGUACACGGGCAGAGAGUAAACUGGCAGAGCCCAGUAGGUGUCCGGCUGAGAGAUGCACUGACCCUGUCCCAUGAUGCCCAGAAGUUUGCUUUGGCCAGGGAGGUGGUAUACCUGGAAAGCAGUGCAGCUGCCUUGCAGGCUCUGCUGGCCCCAGCUUGCCUGGCAGGGACCUGGGCACUGGGUGUGGGUGCCAAGCAUGCCUUGGGGCUCUAUGGAGGCCCCAUGAAUUUACGGGCUGCCUUCAACUUGGUGGCAGCGGUGGUAGGCUUUGUGGUCUAUGCUUUCUCCAUGGACUCUCUCACUCAUUUCCUGGAAGCAUGGCAGGACCGUCGCACAGCCUCCCUCUCUGCAGCCUACGCCCAGGGUGGAGUGGAGUUCUAUGAGAAGAUUCUGUCAGGCAACCUGGCCCUGCGCAGUCUUUUGGGCAGGGAAGGGGAGAAGCUGUAUACACCCAGUGGGAACGUUAUCCCCAGUCACUGGUUCCGGAUCAAACAUUUACCCUACACCACCCGCCGGGACUCUGUGCUGCAGAUGUGGAGGAUGACACUGAACCCAGGUCGCUCCUGAUACGCUCAUCAUGAGGACAGCACCAGUUUGUGCAAGCACCAUGCUGCCAUUGAUUCUGAGGGGCUCUCUUGGUGCUUCUGCACCCACAACCCGAGGUCAGAAAAAUCACAGACUUGAGAAUUAAAUAGCCCAGAUUCUACUUGAUGAAUUCACCACACACUAACUCAUUGACUUUGGACAAGUCUCUUAAUGAAUCUGAGCCUUGGUUUCCCGAACUAUAAAGUGGGAAGAUGAUAUAAACUACCUCAAAGAAUUGUAGGGUUAGGUGAGAUCAAGAAUUUAAGGGCCAGGCAGAGAAGGCAUGCCAUAAAUAAAUAGAAUGUUCCUCCUUCUUGGCAUUUGAUUGCCAUUGGGCUGUGGGAGUCAAGCUACCCCUCAUUACCAGAGGUUCUUGCAGUAUGUGAACACUUUCUUGCAGCAAAGAAACACCCCUCAGUUUGCCUGAUGGACCAAUCCCAAUUUUCCUCCACUGUGGUAGAGAUUAAAAGGUUUAAGAGAUCACUAUAAGAAGUUAAUGUGGGCCUGAGAGGCUAUUUUAAAGUGAGGCCUCUGCCAGACAUAGUGGCUCACACCUAUAGUCCUAGCACUCUGGGAGGCAAAGU
Otolemur garnettii (small-eared galago) is the source of this 1587-nucleotide messenger RNA. RefSeq names its product transmembrane protein 177 (gene TMEM177). The record is from RefSeq and is a predicted model, not a curated record. The transcript is spliced from 2 exons. NCBI's taxonomy places the organism in Eukaryota, Metazoa, Chordata, Mammalia, Primates, Galagidae. Bases 50 to 985 code for a protein of 311 amino acids.